This is a messenger RNA of Drosophila pseudoobscura, 1894 nucleotides long. RefSeq names its product group XV phospholipase A2-like. Bases 499 to 1779 code for a protein of 426 amino acids. The record is from RefSeq and is a predicted model, not a curated record. The transcript is spliced from 4 exons. Gene Ontology annotation, biological process: lipid metabolic process. Lineage: Eukaryota; Metazoa; Arthropoda; Insecta; Diptera; Drosophilidae.
UAACGUAAGUGAGUAUGGAAUGCGCCGCCCUGCACUGCUUUCGUUUGGCCAGUGUUCAGUAAUUCCAGUGGAAAAAGAAAAAUAGAAUUGCGGAUCAUAACAAAGUAUGCAAAAACGAUAAGGAGCAACAACAAAUAUUAUUAAAAACUGCCUCUUUGUUUAAAUAUUGUCAGACAAGCGCGUAUUCCCAUCGAGGGAGGGAAUUCAACACUUCAAGCUCCGCUCCCCUACAAAUACUUCGCUUUCAGUGUCAAAGUUCAUCACUUCUUUGUUCCGUUCCCCGUAUGCCUUCUCUCUUCCUCCUCAUUACUGACUUAAAACUGCGCAAACAAACAACAAUAUUUAAAUGAUUUAUAACAGCUUGUCGUUAUUGGCUGAUUCAUUUAUUUCCGACUGACGGUGUUUACUUGUUAAGACCUUUAUCUGUGAACGAGUCAGUGGCGCUAUUUUUCGAUUGGACGAUUAUCAUUCGCCGCAACGCACAAGACAUAUUGCACCAUGAGACUCCGCUCUGGUAUCCUCCUGGUGGUGCUACUGACCAUCUUUUUGGAAGUAGCGGACUGCUCGUGGCCCUGGCCAUUUUCCAGGAAGCACAAGCAGAAUAUGCCUCCGCCGCCGCCCACGCCCCCGCCAGAGCCCAAAAUGUCCCCAGUAAUAUUUGUGCCAGGUGAUGGUGGCUCCCAGCUCGAUGCCCGCUUGAACAAGUCGAGUGCUCCCUACUUCGUGUGCGAGAAGACCCAUGACUGGUUCAAUCUCUGGCUCGACCUGGAGCAGCUGGUGAUUCCAAUGGUGUACUGCUGGAUAGACAACGUCAAGUUGUACUACGACAAGGCCACUCGUACAACGCACAAUACCCCGGGAGUGGAGACACGCAUACCUGGUUGGGGCAAUCCCGAGGUGGUGGAGUGGAUAGAUCCGACGCGGAACAGUGCAGGAGCGUAUUUCAAGGACAUCGCUAACGUGCUCGUGGGCAUGGGCUAUGAGCGGAAACUGAACAUACGCGGAGCACCCUUUGACUUCCGCAGAGCACCAAAUGAGAACAAACAGUUCUUCAUCGACCUCAAGCAGCUUGUCGAGGAGACCUACGAGGUGAACAACCAGUCAGCCGUCACCUUCAUAUCGCACAGCAUGGGCAGUCCCAUGACACUAGUUUUCCUGCAGCAACAGACCCUCGAGUGGAAGAACAAGUAUGUGCGGCGGCAGAUAAGUCUCGCCGGCGCGUGGGCUGGCAGCGUAAAGGCAGUGAAAGUCUUUGCUAUGGGCGAUGAUCUGGACUCGUUUGCUCUGAGUGCCAAGAUCCUGAGGGCUGAGCAGAUUACGCAUCCUUCGUCGGCCUGGCUACUGCCAUCACCGUUGUUCUGGAAGCCAUCCGAUGUUCUGGCCACGACCCCCUCUCGUAACUAUACUAUGGCACAGCUCAAAGAGUUCUUCAACGACAUUGACUACAUGACGGGCUGGGAAAUGCGCAAGGACACGUUGCGCUAUACCCAAAACUUCAGUCCCCCCGAUGUGGAGCUGCACUGCCUAUACGGCGACGGGAUAGACACAGUGGAAAGAUUACAGUACAAAAAGAACGAUAUUGCUGGAGAAACGCCCAAGCUGAUCAUGGGUCCGGGCGAUGGCACUGUGAACCAGCGAUCCCUACGGGCCUGCAAGUACUGGUCGGGCUACACGAGCUCCCCCAUAUCGACGCUGGCCCUGCAGGGAGUGGACCACAUGAAGAUCCUAUCGCAUGAAGAUGUUCUCCAAUAUAUUCGCACUGUCAUGCAGCAGCCGUAGUCAGACAGUAGUGGAUUCUGGUACGAAAUAUCCAAAGUGAUGAUCAGUGUAAAUCCUUACGAUCAAAUAAUGCCAAUUUUAAUGUUAAAUAAAUGUGAUUGUUUAAGUAGCACAA